This is a messenger RNA of Chrysochloris asiatica (Cape golden mole), 3129 nucleotides long. RefSeq names its product zinc finger protein 268-like. Gene Ontology annotation, biological process: regulation of transcription by RNA polymerase II. The transcript is spliced from 7 exons. Gene Ontology annotation, molecular function: DNA-binding transcription factor activity, RNA polymerase II-specific; RNA polymerase II cis-regulatory region sequence-specific DNA binding; zinc ion binding. The coding region runs from base 1 to 3129 and encodes 1042 amino acids. The record is from RefSeq and is a predicted model, not a curated record. Lineage: Eukaryota; Metazoa; Chordata; Mammalia; Afrosoricida; Chrysochloridae.
AUGACAGAGGAGCCCCUGGAAAGGAGGGUGCGAGUGGGCUGCACGACUUGGGGAAUGCUGCUGUGUGACCAUGAGUCCUCUCAGGUCUCGGAGGAAACCUGGGCCGUGGAACUCAUCACAACAAACACCUCGCAGAAGCGGGUGGAUGAGCUGGUGUCCGCAGCCCUGAGGAACAACAUCAUCUACCUGGAAGGGGAUCACCCUGAGGUGUAUAGUGAGGAUUUCCUGGGAUCAGCCAUUGGCAGUGCCAACCCAGACCCUGAUGCUGCAGAAACAGCUGCCGAGGAGCUCCUGGGUGCCUGGAAACGAGAGGGGCUUCCAUCACUGAGACUGAAGACAUCUCCCCAGACAGCAGACACCCAUCUGGAGAUGAAACCACUUCCCAAUGACUCGGGGGCCGUCACGUUGCCUGGUCCUCCUGCCCGGGGAGAGCAGGACUGGGAGAAGAUUCUGGCUUCAAAGAACAGGGACCAUACGGAGACCAUGAAGAAAGUGACCCAGACACAGAAGGCAGAAGGUUUGUCUUCUAAAGAAUCGGACUGGUCCCGAGAGAAGAUGAGAAAACCCCAAAUGCUAGCACCAGUGACAUUCGAGGACGUCACUGUGGUCUUCACGGAGGCAGAAUGGGUGACAUUGAGCACAGAGCAGAAGAACUUGUACAAGGAAGUGACGCUGGAGACCUACAGGAACCUGCUCUCAUUGGCAGAACCAACGCCAGAAACCUACCCCGGUCCCUCCUGCCUUCUGCCUUUCUCCUGUCAGCAAUUCCUCAGCCAACAUGUGCUGCAGAUCUUCCCAGGCGUGUGCGCAGAACAUCCCUUCCAUCCAGAGGGGUCCAGCCCAGAGCAGUGGGAUUCCCAUCAGAGCUGUCGCAGGAAGAACACAGAUGUCUCCAGACCCUUGUGUUGGAGGACAGGGGACAGAGAGACUUCAAGGAUGUCCUCCAGCCCAGCCCGAAGACAGUCAGCAAGCCCUAGAGACGGCCACCCAGGGGCAGGAAUUGAGCACAGCUCAGCCCAGAGGGUGAACUCUGUGGAAGCAGACCGAGGGCUGAAGGAAUCAGGAAGCUCAAGAUUCGGAGCAGUCAGCUCUGGAGAGAAUGGACCAGACUGUGGCCUGAAGUCAAACUUUAUCACAAACCAGAGGCCCCUCCUCCGGGAGAAGUCCCAUGUGUGCAUGGAGUGUGGGCGAGGCUUUAACUGGAAAUCAGUUCUCCUGAGACACCAGAGGACCCACUCGGGAAAGAAGCCUUACAUGUGCAAGGAGUGUGGGCGAGGCUUCAGCCACAAGUCGAGUCUCCUCACACACCAGAGGAAACACUCGGGAGAGAAGCUUUUUGACUGUAGUGAGUGUGGCCGAGGCUUUACCCAGAAGUCACACCUCCUUAUGCACCAGAGGACGCACUCCGGGGAGAAGCCGUAUGUGUGCAGCGAGUGUGGACGAGGCUUUACCUGGAAAUUAAGCUUCCGUAGACACCAGAAGACACACUCAGGGGAGAAGCCACAUGUGUGUAAAGAGUGUGGCCGAGGCUUUAUUGAGAAGUCAGGCCUCCUUGACCACCAGAGGAGACACGUAGGCGUGAAGCCAUAUGUGUGUAGUGAGCGUGGCUGGCACUUUACCCAGAAGUCAGGCGUCCUUAGGCAUCAGAAGACACACUUGGGGGAGAAGCUUUACGUGUGUAAGGAAUGUGGGCAAGGCUUCACCUGGAAAUUAGACUUCCGUAGACACGAGAAGACACACUCGGGGAAGAAGCCACAUGUUUGCACUGAGUGUAGCCGAGGCUUUAGUGAGAAAGCAGGGCUCCUUGUACACCAAAGACUACACUUACAGGUGAAGCCUUAUAGUUGCAAUGAGUGUGGCCGGCGCUUCACCCACAAGUCAAACCUCCUGAUGCAUGGGAGGAUACACUCAGGAGAGAAGCCGUAUGUGUGCGCGGAGUGUGGGCGACGUUUCACCUGGCAACUAAGCUUCUGCAGACACCAGAGGACCCACUCCGGGGAGAAGCCAUAUGUGUGCACGGAGUGUGGCCGGCGCUUCUCCCAGAAAUCAGGCCUCCUCCUUCACAAAAGGACCCACUCUGGGGAGAAGCCCUAUGUGUGCAGUGAGUGUGGGCGAGGCUUUAUUGACAAAUCCUACUUGCUUAGACACCAGAGGACACACUCUGGGGAGAAGCCUCAUGUGUGCCAGGAAUGUGGCCGGCGCUUUACAUGGAAGACAGGUCUUCGUUAUCACCAGAGGACACACUCUGGGGAGAGGCCUUAUGUGUGCAGUGAGUGUGGGCGAGGCUUCACUGACAAAUCCUACUUCCUUAGACACCAGAGGAGACAUCUGGGCGAGAAGCAUUAUGUGUGCAGUGAGUGUGGGCGAAGCUUUCUCGAUAAAUCCUACUUGCUUAGCCACCAGAGGACACACACUGGGGAGAAGCCUCAUGUGUGCAGUGAAUGUGGCCGGAGCUUCACGCGGAAGUCAGGCCUUCGUCGUCACCAGAGGACACACUCCAGGGAGAAGCCUUAUGUGUGUAGUGAGUGUGGGCGAGGCUUUACUGACAGAUCCUACUUGCGUAGACACCAGAGGACACACUGUAGGGAGAGGCCUUAUGUGUGCAGUGAGUGUGGGCGAGGCUUUACUGAGAAAUCCUACUUCCUUAAACACCAGCGGAGACAUCUGGGUGAGAAGCCUCAUGUGUGCAGUGACUGUGGACGAGGCUUUACGGACAAAUCCGACCUUUUCCUGCACCAGAGAAGACACUUCGGGGAGAAACCUUAUAUUUGUGUUGAGUGUGGCCGAACCUUUACCCAGAAGUCACAGCUGUCCACACACCAGCAGUCACACUCAGGGGUGAAGCGUUUUGAUUGCAUUGAGUGUGGCCGAGGCUUUUCCCAGAAGUCCAGCCUCCGUCGACACCAGAGGACACACUCAGUGGAGAAACCUUACGUGUGCACGGUGUGUGGGAGAGGCUUCGCCUGGCAGGGAAGCUUCCGACGACACCAGAGGACACACUCCGGGGAGAAACCUUACGUGUGCAUGGAGUGUGGGCGAGGUUUUACCUGGCAGGGAAGCUUCCGGCGACACCAGAGGAUCCACUCAGAGGGCAAGUCUUACGUGGGUGAGACUCUACCUGGAAAUUAA